Dunckerocampus dactyliophorus (ringed pipefish) is the source of this 3001-nucleotide messenger RNA. RefSeq names its product ralA binding protein 1 (gene ralbp1). Gene Ontology annotation, molecular function: GTPase activator activity; small GTPase binding. The record is from RefSeq and is a predicted model, not a curated record. The transcript is spliced from 11 exons. Lineage: Eukaryota; Metazoa; Chordata; Actinopteri; Syngnathiformes; Syngnathidae. Gene Ontology annotation, biological process: endocytosis; small GTPase-mediated signal transduction; positive regulation of GTPase activity. Gene Ontology annotation, cellular component: membrane. The coding region runs from base 459 to 2462 and encodes 667 amino acids.
ACUAUGUUUUUAGUCGACGAAUGACAGCGUAGCCUUGGAAAUGUCAUUUUAGACCAGCUUUGCUUUCGUUCGAGAGGUGCGAUUGUUAGGCUAACGGAAGUGUCGCUAGUCAGUUAGCCUCUCGUCAGUUAGCUAAAGAAUCGUUAGCAUCUUGCACAUUAUUAACCAUGUUAGUCAGAAUAUGUUUCUAAAAUUGCAUUGAUUUGGCGACUAGGCUAUAUAUGUCGUUGUUAGGUGAUACCGUACAGACGUCGAUUAAAUAUUACAAGACAAGAAGCUUCGAGAAGGAUUAGCUUCAAAAUUUGCCUAUUAUCCAAACAGGAGAUAUUUAACGUGAGACGAGCAACACGGGUAGAAAUAAGAUGACAACAUACUUCAUUAAUGUGUGAUGGAGAGCAGGUGUGGCUGCUUGCUGACUCGCCAGGCGUGAUCAGGCCAGGUCCGGUCCAGCCGCCAUCAUGACCGAGUGCUUCCUGCCCCCCAGCAGCAGCCCCGCCGAGCAGCGGCGUGCCGAGCACCCGGGCGGCGUGGCCCGCACCCCCAGCUCGGAGGAGAUCAGCCCCACCAAGUUCCCCGGCUUGUACCGCACCGGCGACCCGUCCCCGCCACACGAUGGACUCCACCAUGAGGCGCCGGACGCUUACGUCUCAGACGACGACAAGGAACACAGCAAAAAGAAGAACAAGUUCAAGAAGAAGGAGAAGCGGACGGAGGGCUACGCCGCCUUCCAGGAGGACAGCUCUGCAGACGAGGCGGAGAGCCCGUCCAAGAUGAAGCGCUCCAAGGGCAUCCAUGUGUUCAAGAAGCCCAGCUUCUCCAAGAAGAAGGAGAAGGACUUCAAGGUGAAGGAGAAGGGCCCCAAGGAGGCCAAGGAUAAGAAGUCCAAGGACCUGACGGCCGCUGACGUGGUCAAGCAGUGGAAGGAGAAGAAGAAGAAGAAGAAGCCUGUCGUCGUCGCAGAGGCCGAGGCCGUGCCCGUGGAAGCCCCCACCGUCAGGCCCAUCUUUGGUGCCCCCCUGGUGGAAGCAGUGAAGCGGACAGCCCUGUAUGACGGCAUCCAGCUGCCGGCCAUCUUCAGAGAGUGUGUGGACUACAUCGAGAACUACGGCAUGAAGUGUGAGGGCAUCUACAGGGUCUCAGGCAUGAAGUCCAAGGUGGACGAGCUGAAGGCAGCGUACGACCGCGAGGAGUGUCCCUGCCUAGAGGAGUACGACCCCCACACGGUUGCCAGCCUCCUCAAGCAGUACCUGCGUGAGCUCCCAGAGAACCUGCUGGGCCGCGACCUGGCCCAGCGCUUUGAGGAUGCGUGCGGGCGCCAGGCGGAGGCCGACAAGGUGGCAGAGUUCCAGAGGCUCAUGGCCGAGGUGGCGCAUGAGAGCCGGCUCCUCCUGGGCUGGCUUGUCACGCACAUGGACCACGUCAUCGCGCGGGAGGCCGACACCAAGAUGAACAUCCAGAACAUCUCCAUCGUCCUCAACCCCACCAUCCAGAUUGGAAACCGGGUUCUCUACAUGUUCUUCACGCAUGUGAAGGACCUGUUUGGGGACGUGGUCCUGAGGCAGGUGGUGAGGCCCCUCCGCUGGUCCAACAUGGCCACCAUGCCGGCGCUGCCCGAGGCCCAGGACAGCAUCAAAGAGGAGAUCAGGAGACAGGAGUUCCUGCUAAACUGCCUGCACAGGGACCUUCAGGCAGGAGUGAAGGACUUGUCCAAAGAGGAACGUCUCUGGGAGGUCCAGAGAAUUCUCACCGCUCUGAAACGCAAGCUGAGGGAGGCCAAGCGCCAAGAGUGUGAAAGUAAGAUAGCCCAGGAGAUCGCCAGCCUCUCCAAGGAGGACGUUUCCAAAGAGGAAAUGACCGAGAACGAGGAGGAAGUGGUCAACCUCCUUCUGGCGCAGGAAAACGAGAUCCUGACAGAGCAGGAAGAGUUGAUCUCCCUGGAGCAAGUCUUACGACGACAGAUCGCGACCGAGAAGGAAGAGAUCGAGCGUCUGCGGGCGGAGAUCGCAGACAUCCAGAGUCGGCAGCAGGGUCGCAGUGAGACAGAGGAGUAUUCAUCUGACAGUGAGAGCGAGAGCGAGGAUGAGGAGGAGCUGCAGCUUAUUCUAGAAGACCUGCAGAAACAAAACGAAGAACUGGAGAACAAAAACACCCACCUGAACCAGGCUAUUCACGAGGAGCAGGAGGCCAUCUUGGAGCUGCGAGUCCAGCUGCGCCUCCUGCAGGGCCACAAGCUGCAGCAAGAGCUCGCCGUCCAGCCGCCGGCCGAGCAGCAGGCACCGCUGCCCGCCCAGCCCAGCCCGGAGACCAAAGGUGGCGAUGAGCAGGCCAAGCGUCCUGGCAACACCGCGCCAGUCACCGGCACCAGCGCCGCCCCUGACUGCUCUGCGCCGCCCUCUGCCAAGGCAGCCAAGGACCAUCCCAAGCCGUCGCCCAGCAAAGAUCGGCGCGACGCCAACGUGUGAGGUGUCAUUUCCUGGAAGAAGAUGGAGGAGGGAAAGAUGGGUAAGAAAGAAAGCUGAACGCAAUCAUGUCCCCAUUGACACGGUGCCAAAUGAAGACUGAACAACCACUUACAACUCCUCCAAUAUAUAGAAAUGAUAUUUAAAAUGCAGAGUCAACAUAAUGAUGGAUUGUAAGAAAACUUUCCAGUAAUAGAUAUGGAAGAUGUACAUUGACAUGCACACCUUCAUCACUGCUACAACUCAGUCACUCGGUCUAAGACUCCUUUGAGUUCUCUUAUCUCCAUGAGAAUCUCUUUUCUACAUCAUUUCAUAUCACAACCUAUCAUAGUUGCUGCCAUGUGCUGCUUUUCAGUGCUCUUUGUCUAUGAAAACUCUCUAAUCUAUCUCUGAUUGACAUGCUUGCUUGGCAUAUGCUCUGGACUCAUUGAGACUCGUGAUGCAACAUGAUAUUAGUCCUGUGACUUUUCUCCUAUUAUUAUUAUUUUUGUUGUUGUUGCACACAUUUGUGCUGUGAGGAAUAAAGAGUCUGUUUGAGUGAC